AUGGGGCAAUCAGGAUCAAGAGAAAGCUUGCAUACGGGUACGAUGACCCGUCUCUCUGAGGAUAUGCAAUUGUAUCGUUUUGUUGAUAUGCAUGGAGGCGGUGAAUUAAUCCCAUGGAUGAGGUACGCGCGCACCUCUGGAGAUCAUUCAAUUAUUGAUGAAUAUCUCGAUACAAAGAUCAAAGAUUUUCUGUAUAAAGGCGGAGAAGGGAAGCUUGUUACCGUACCCGAACUUGUCAAGAUUAGAAACAAGCAAAGAAACGCAAUGUUGUCAACUUUUGCUCGCAAAAAGGGAAAAGGCAAAUCAGGCCCCAAUGUUCUCGAUGAAUUCAACCAAGAAGGGGAGAACGUGGGCGACUUGAAAAAGGCCUUGAAAUUACUUGAUGGAGGUGGCAAAGGCAAAGGUGAUUAUUACGGCCUGUCACCGCUCCACCAGGCGAUUGUGAAUGAAGAUCCGUAUAUGGUUCGUAUACUUUUGAAUAAAGGAGCUGACGUCAGCAAGAGAUGCUACGGAGCAUUUUUCUGUGCUGACGAUCAAAAAGUGAGUCGCACAGACUCGCUGGAGCACGAAUACGUUGAAUUGGCACUAAAAACAAACUACAUCGGUCAUAUGUAUUUCGGUGAAUAUCCUAUCCACUUUGCCGUAUGUAUGAAUCAGCCGGAAUGCUAUCGAUUGUUGUUGGCAAAAAAGGCGAAUCCAAAUGCACAGGACACGAAUGGGAAUACGGCACUGCAUAUGUGCGUUAUACACGAGAAUGUGGAAAUGCUACGUUUGGCUGUGGAAUUGGGCGCGAAUCUGAAGAUAAUGAAUCGCCAGGGGCUUACACCGCUUACAUUGGCUGCUCGAUUAGCCAAGAAACAGAUGUUUGCCAUAUUGCUCGACAUGGAAUCGGAGCCAACUGCCUUUCCUCUAUUCUGUAUUGAUUCGAUCAACGAACAGAAUGGAGAAAUUAACGAUAAUUCGGCGCUGGCGCUCGUUGUAUAUGGGGAAACAUACGACCACCUAGAAUUGUUGGACGGGCUGCUGGAAAAUAUUCUGCAAUCGAAAUGGGAAUCUUUUGCUCGGAAUACAUGGCGCAAGUAUUUGGGAUCGUUCGCAUUCUAUUAUUUGGUCUUUUUCAUGGCAUUUAUGAAUCGACCUUUCUCACAGACAACGGAGAUGCUAACAAAUGGGAUGAUCGAGGGUGACAGUGGACGGCCAAACAGCAACAAUUUUUCAAAGACGUGGCUAUGGAGUAAUGGAGCUGGAGAAGAGCUGUUUAGCUAUCGCCACGAUGAAUUUGCAGAGCAAGUCUCUCAAUGUCAUCUGCUAAAAUAUGGCCAAUUGCCGUUUAUUCAAGGCUAUUUUCGACUAAUUUGCGAAUUGCUGGUAGUGUUAAUGGUGAUAGUACAAUUAGUACUCGAUCUUCUUGAAAUUCAUCGAAUCGGCCGACACAAAUGGUUCAGCAUAAUUAAAGCUUUCCCGGCAAAGUGUUUUUACAAAACUACGUUUUUUGCUGUACUAGCAUUGGUACCGAUUAGGUUAUUGUGCCACGUACAAGCCGGAUUCCUGGUUGUAGAUAAUGUUCUCUCAUCCUUAUUAGUUAUUGCUACAACCCUUCAUUUUCUCUAUUAUAGCAGAGCGUUGAAGUUUAUUGGACCCUUUGUCUUAAUGAUCUACACAAUUAUUGCAACAGACAUGAGCCGUUUCUUUUUGAUUUAUUCAAUAUUUAUGGUUGGCUUUUCACAGUCAUUUUACUUGAUCUUCACGGCCUGUGAGAGGGCCCAGCAGUCAACACAAAAUGGCAGCGAGCCCCUCAUGCGCAACGAUGAAUUCCAGAAUGUACUAAAAUAUCCGAGUGACGCCCUUGUCCGCACAUUCAUUAUGACUGUUGGAGAAUUCAUGCAGCUUUAUCGACAAAUGGCUCAAUGCAAUUCAAGUCUGAUGAAACCAAUCGGCAAGCUGUGCUUCAUCAUUUUCGAAAUGGGCGUUUCUAUAUUGCAAUUCAAUUUAUUAAUUGCAAUGAUGACAAGAACGUAUGAAACCAUCUUUCAAACCAGAAAAGAAUGGAAGCGACAGUGGGCGCAGGUUAUUUUGAUGCUCGAAUUAUCGCUGUCCCCUGAGAAUCGACUAUCGUCUUUGACUGACUAUUCACGGCCUAUUGCAAGAAAACUGAUAAUGAUCCCAUCGAUAAUCUUACCAUUCGAAAAAUUCGCAAAGACAGAAGCGGUGCGAAACGAAAAAAAAGUCAAAGAUAACUGCUGUAUCUGUGGAACAUCCGAA
Messenger RNA from Mesorhabditis spiculigera, 2262 nucleotides. The record is from the annotation of a GenBank genome assembly. Lineage: Eukaryota; Metazoa; Nematoda; Chromadorea; Rhabditida; Rhabditidae.